GUGAGGAAAGAUCACAUGAUAUAGUAAGGAGCUGUCAAAUAAACAUUGCCCAACACAUAGCUGUUUCAAUAGUAACAGCGUUCGUGUUUAUUUUUCUACAGAUUGACAUAUUAUGAACAGACUGCAUAUCAGCCUAAAUGAGCGUUUUGUGCUAAGAACACGCGGUUUGUAGGAGAGCAGCGUGAUGGAGGAGAGAUAGAGAUCUGCUGUCACCUACACACUGAGUGUACACUAUUAAUACACGCACAGUGGAUGUGAUGCAUUGGCUGUGACCUCCUCCUCUUCAUGCAUAUAGAUCCUCCUCCUAACCAGGAGCGGCAAGUUGUCCAGAGAAAGUGUCUUUGAGUGGUGGCUGUGUUAGAGAUGUACUCGCCACAGAGGAAGGACUUUGUCUCUCUGACGCUGGGAGACCAACACAGCCACAACUACACCAACGGCAAGCACCGGAGACAGUCCUGCUGGAGGAAAUGGAAGCAGCUCUCUCGGCUUCAGCGCAGCCUGAUUCUUUUCCUGCUGGCCUUCCUGUUCAUCUGCGGGAUUCUUUCCUAUCCCAGCCUGACGGAGCAGUGGAGAGGACUCACUGAUAGAUCGUUGAAGGAGGACUGGGUUGAAAUGGAUAACCAAGGUCUCAGGCCCAUUCCUCCUGGCUUCGUCCCAAAGCUCCCACCAGGAGUUGUCCCGGGGGUCCAGGACAUCCCACCAGAAGUGAUGCCGGAAAUUCAAAGACCAAGCAUCCCAUUGCUUCCCAAACCUCCAGCUAUGAGGAAGCCCCCUAGCAAGCGUGGUCCUCCAGCUCUACAGAAGCGAGGGAAAGUGUCAGACUGGCAGGUGAAAGAUGGAGAAGAAGCCACGAUCAAGAGGGAUGAAGAUGGAGGGAAAGAAGCAAAAACACUCAUUAGCUGGCGCGGGGCGAUGAUCGAGGCGGAGCAGGGGACGGAGCUUCAGUCUACUGCACAUGAAAAAGAAGGAACCGUGGCUGAUGCCGAGGAUUCUGCCAACUUAAAACCAGUGAAGGCUGUGGAUCGUGUGGAGGCGGUGCGGGAGGCCUUCAGGCACGCGUGGAAGGGCUAUAAGGCUUUCGCGUGGGGUCAUGAUGAACUGAAGCCCAUAUCUAAGACCCAUGGAGAGUGGUUUGGCCUGGGCCUCACUCUCAUAGAUGCACUGGACACCAUGUGGAUCUUGGGACUGAAAGACGAGUUUGCCGAGGCCAAGAAGUGGGUUGAGACAGAAUUGUCCUUUUCCAAGAAUGUGGAUGUAAAUCUUUUUGAGAGUACCAUCCGUGUAUUGGGGGGUCUCUUGAGCACAUACCACCUGACCGAAGACACUCUCUUCCUGGAUAAAGCUAAAGACAUUGGGUCCAGAUUAAUGCCUGCCUUCAAAACCCCAUCUAAAAUCCCCUACUCUGACGUGAACAUUGGUAAAGGAACUGCUCACCCUCCACGCUGGACCACAGACAGCACAGUCGCAGAGGUGACCAGCAUUCAGCUGGAGUUCAGAGAGCUCAGCCGACUCACAAAGGACCCGCAGUACCAGGUACUUUAUUUUUUUAUUAUUGUAAAUGUACAUGGAUUGGAGGGAAAGCGUGAUGGUCUGGUGCCAAUGUUCAUCAACACAAAUAGUGGGAAAUUCACACGUCGAGGGGCCUUUACGCUGGGGGCCCGUGCAGACAGCUACUACGAGUACCUGCUCAAACAAUGGCUACAGGGUGGCAAGAAAGAAACUGAGCUGCUGGAGGACUAUCUUCAGGCUAUAGAAGGUGUCAGAAAGAAUCUCUUGAGACAGACCUCUCCUAGUAAACUGACCUUUGUUGGGGAGCUGUCCAACGGCCGUCUCAAUCCCAAAAUGGAUCAUUUGGUGUGUUUUCUUCCUGGCACGCUGGCUCUCGGUGCUCACAACGGCCUGCCCGCUGAUCACAUGGAGCUGGCUCUGCAGUUGAUGGAGACAUGCCAUCAGAUGUAUGCACAGAUGGAGACGGGCCUGAGCCCAGAGAUCGCUCACUUUAACCUGCAGUCCAGCAACGGACGGGACAUCGAUGUGAAGCCUGCAGACAGACACAACUUGCUGAGACCUGAGACCGUUGAGAGUCUGCUCUACAUGUACAGAUUCACCAACGACAGCAAAUACAGGGACUGGGGUUGGGACAUACUGCAAAAUUUCAACAAGUACACCAGAGUCCCCAGCGGGGGCUACACCUCCAUAGGUAACGUCCGUGACCCAUUGAACCCUGCGCCCAGAGAUAAGAUGGAGAGUUUCUUCCUGGGUGAGACGCUAAAGUAUCUCUUCCUCCUGUUCUCUGAUGACAACGAGCUGAUCAGUCUGGAUAAGUAUGUGUUCAACACCGAGGCCCAUCCGCUGCCAAUAUGGCCCUCCACCUUGUCAGGGCGGAGCCCAGAAUUAAGCUAAUCCUCACUUGUAGUGAUGCAGGCUUCCAAAGGAAUUGACCCCUCAGAGUUUCUCUGCAGGAAUGAUUCUGAUCUAAACUGAGUUGGCAGGUUACGCACCAAUAUUUAACUGUGCAUUUGAGAAUUAUUCAAAUGCGGUGCCGCUCUUUAUUCACCCAGAAGAUUUGGAUUUGGAUCGGUUUUAUGGUUGGUGAAGUAUCACAAAUAUAGUUUUCACUUUAUACUUUACAAGACUUCAUUUACCUUUGAGCUCAUGGGACGCCUGAAAAGUGUGACACUUUUGCAUGUUGGACAAGCCCAUUCAGCUGCCGCAGUGUUUAGAUGUUCCAUCUUCCAUAUUUGGGAAAGAAACAUUGGUGUCAGAGUGCCGUAAAUCACACGGCAGACUGCUGAAAUCACACACUGUGAAAAACAUCAAGCACUUUGUAAAAUGAAGACUUUUUUACAUUGUUCUUUGUAUGCGUACAGAGGGAUGCUCUCUAUGUGAGUGGCUCGCCUUUAUUUUUGCAGGCUGUUACAAAAGGACUAUACGUGUCAAUUUCUAAAUGUUUCCCUUUUGUGAGAGUCAGGAUGCAUUAGGGAACAAAUGAGUACUUUACAGAUCAUCAUCUUAAGAUUUAUUUGGGAACCCUCUGGGAUUGUGUAUUUUUCUGUUAUUUAUAUUGACUUUAGUGUGCGUACUUCAGUGAAUGCUAAUGAUUUGAUGUAGUGGAUGCCGCCCGAAGCCCUGCUUGAAUUGCUGUGCUGUAGAUUUACUUUAUUAUUUACAAAUUUUGGAAGCUGUUGGAUGCUACAUUUAGCAGAACUGCAUUCAGAUGUGUAUACAUGUUCAUUGAUUCAUUCAAAUUUCACAGCAAAACUACACUGAAAACAUUGUUUGAAGGAUAAACUGUGUCUGAUCAAUAGUCAA
Cyprinus carpio (common carp) is the source of this 3312-nucleotide messenger RNA. RefSeq names its product endoplasmic reticulum mannosyl-oligosaccharide 1,2-alpha-mannosidase-like. Gene Ontology annotation, cellular component: endoplasmic reticulum; membrane. Gene Ontology annotation, biological process: carbohydrate metabolic process; N-glycan processing. The record is from RefSeq and is a predicted model, not a curated record. NCBI's taxonomy places the organism in Eukaryota, Metazoa, Chordata, Actinopteri, Cypriniformes, Cyprinidae. The transcript has 14 exons. Gene Ontology annotation, molecular function: mannosyl-oligosaccharide 1,2-alpha-mannosidase activity; calcium ion binding. The coding region runs from base 364 to 2403 and encodes 679 amino acids.